This is a messenger RNA of Ooceraea biroi (clonal raider ant), 1983 nucleotides long. RefSeq names its product trichohyalin. Lineage: Eukaryota; Metazoa; Arthropoda; Insecta; Hymenoptera; Formicidae. The record is from RefSeq and is a predicted model, not a curated record.
AUGGAUAGGGAAUCUAGGGAGAAGAGUUUAGGUUGCCGGGACUCUGAUCCAUCAAAUGCGAAGCGGCAAGGUGGUAGCCGGACCCUGGGGUUACUGCCGGAGGUGACUGUGACCAGGUUGGCCCUUCGGGGCGACGACAAGGCGAAGAAAAAGGCAAAGGAUUCGAUUUUGGAACAGCAGGCAGCAGCACCUGGAAGUGAUGACGAUUUGAUUAUUCUAGAGGAAAAGGUUAGUGUUUUACGGAAGGACGAAGAAAGCAAAAGGGUCGGAGACAACUUGGCAGGUAACGAGGCUAGUGAAUCAGAGAUGUCAGUUGAUGAAAAUAGCAUGAAAAAUGACAAGAGGCAGCGCAAGACAUUAGGGAUGAAAAUAAAGGAUGAGGUGUUGAGGAGGGUGAAACAGCAAGAAAUGAGAGACUCGGAUGCUUCCUUCCAAUCGCUGGUUAACGCGAAAAGGAAACGAACGGAAGAGAACCCGGAUUUUGGUAGUGUGGAGUCGAAUUUAGACAUACAGGCAAGGGACAUGGACACGGAAGAUGACAUGGAUGCGACGAUGGUGGAAGAUGACAUAGGCCGAUGUGAUAUGGUAAUGAAAUAUGCGGACGGAAUACAAAAAUGGACGAAGGAAUUGGAUGAAUUGAGACUGAACAGUGAAAAGGUGUUAAAACGAGAGGUUUUUGGGAGAAUGUUGGAGUUGCAGGAAUUAAUAAGAACCGGAGGGAAACGAUUGAUGCUGUACUUUACAACGGAGAGGAUGAAUCGAUCGGGAAGCGAAGAAUUGAGAAAGGAAGUUAGUGAGAUGAGAGGAGAGAUGGAGGAGCUAAAGCGAAAGAAUACACGAUUGGAGGGAAAGAUUAUGGAAUUAAAGAAGAAGAAUACUUACCUCCAGCAGGAAAUCCAGAAGCAGCAAAAGUCCAGGGAGCCCACGACAGCAGAGACGACGAAGUCCAACGGAUACUCGGCGGCGGUGAAGAGGUCCAUACAGCAGCAGCAGCAGCAGGCACCUGAAACAGAAAAGAAUAAGAUUAGUAAGGUGAAGAAGAAUGGAGGAAGAACCGGAAAGGACGGAGCGAGGGACGAGGUAGCGGAACGGUUGCUGGAGCAAUUAGAAAACCUAAGGAGGUGUGUAAUGGAUUACUGUGGAAAAGGGAAGGAUGAGGCAUGUGUAGGAAAGGAUAAUGAGAAGGAGGAGGAGCAGGUGGGAAACAUGGAAAGGAAUAGGAUGAUGAAGUGUGACAAGGAGUGGACGGUGGUGCAAAGUAGAGGAGCAGGAAGGAAUAAGGAGAGAAAGGAGAGUAGGGUAGGAGAGAAAAGAACCCCUAAGGUAAUCACAAAGGCUCCCCUAAUAACGGAGGCAGUCGUAAUUACCUGUGAGGAUAAGGAGUCGGGAGGAAUGGAGCUGAUCCGAAGGGCCAAGCGUAACAUCUCGCUGGAGGGCCUUGGAAUAGCGGAGGCGAGAACAAGGAAGACGGCGACGGGAGCUACCCUGAUCCAGAUUACUGGAGAAGGGAGGAAGGACAAGGCGGACGCACUUGCGGGCAAGCUGAAGGAGUUCUUCGGAGAAGCCCGUGUCAAGGUCAACAGACCGGUUAAAAGGACGGAGCUAAGGCUUCGAGGAUUAGAGGAGGGGACGAUGAUAGAGGAGGUGAAGAGUGUGGUGGCGCGAAUAGGUGAAGGAAGCGAGGAGGAGGUUCGAGUAGGAAGGAUAGCGUGGAACAGGAUGGGAUAUGGAUCGGUAUUGGUGACAUGCACGGCGGAGAUGGCUCGAAGGUUGAUGGAGAAGGAGGAGAGGAUAAGGAUUGGAUGGGCGAGGAUAUAUGUGGAGAGGAUUCCACCAAGGGCAUUGCAGUGCUACAGGUGUCUCGAGAAUGGCCACACUGGCGUCACUUGUGACAAUAGUGUGGACCGCUCGGGCCAUUGGACACAAGGCGAAGGAUUGCCAAACUCCAACACAGUGCAGUGCAUGCCUGUCGAUGGGCAUUGA